Messenger RNA from Labrus bergylta (ballan wrasse), 1473 nucleotides. Its product is annotated as transmembrane protein 121. The record is from RefSeq and is a predicted model, not a curated record. Lineage: Eukaryota; Metazoa; Chordata; Actinopteri; Labriformes; Labridae.
CUCCUGUUCUCGCCCAGGCAAGGAUGGUACCUCCACCUCCCACCAACAAGCCCCACGUGUGCCUUUCCACCAUCCUGAUCAUGAGCAGCAUGGCGCUGAUCGAUGCCUACCUGGUGGAGCAGAAUCACGGCCCGCGCAAGAUCGGCAUCUGCAUCAUGGUGAUGGUGGGAGACAUCUGCUUCCUGAUCGUCCUGCGCUACGUGGCGGUGUGGGUGGGCGCCGAGGUACGCACAGCCAAGCGAGGCUACGCCAUGAUCCUCUGGUUCCUUUACAUCUUUGUGCUGGAGAUUAAAGUCUACUUUGUGUAUCAGAACUACAAAGCAGACAGGAAGAGUCUGGACGCGCUGGCGAGGAAAGCGUUGACGUUGUUGCUGUCUAUUUGCAUCCCGGUGCUGUUUAUAGUCCUGGUCGCCAUCGACCACAUGGAGUACGUCCGAGCCUUCAAGAAGCGCGAGGAGAUCCGUAACCGCCUCUUCUGGGUGGUGGUGGACCUGCUGGACAUUCUGGACAUCCAGGCCAACCUGUGGGAGCCUCAGAAGAAGGGUCUCCCCCUGUGGGCCGAGGGCCUGAUGUUCUUCUACUGCUACAUCCUGCUGCUGGUGCUGCCCUGCGUGUCCCUGAGCGAGAUCAGCAUGCAGGGCGUCAACAUCGUGCCCCACAAGAUGCUCCUGUACCCCAUCCUGAGCCUCGUCACCAUCAACGUCAUCACUCUGUUCAUCCGCGGGGGGAACAUGAUCCUGUACAGGGACGCCCGCGUGUCCGGGAUCCUCAUAGGAAAGAACGUGCUGGCCAUCAUCCUAAAGACCUGCAGCUUUGUGCAGUAUAGGAGACAGUUACAGAACGCUUCUCCCGCCUUCGGGGUGGAGCUGCAGAAAAACUCGGUGGCCCACGCUCGCCCUGCCCCCACCCCCCCUCAAGUGGUCAUGCAGGACCAGACACCCCUCCCCGAGAUGACGACGUGUGAACACACAUGACAGAGAGACGAGGUGACUCCUCCAAACGUCUGUAUGAAUGUGACCCUGUGGACGCCGUCAGGGCUCCAUGUCCCACGCCUCUCAGGGCAUGUGAACGCUCCUGUGAACACGCAGGCGGUAGCGUUCUCCUCUACAGGCACACAGGACGCUGCGGGCGCUCAGUGACUACGGAGUGAUGCUGAAUCCAAAGCUGUCAUGGUGCAAAAAAAACCAGCAUCGGUUGUGACUUUGUGUGAACAUUCAGUAAACUGUGUAUUUUUUCUAAUUGUACAAAAGAAGAAGAAAAAAAAAAGGCAACUACUGCGAGACUAGAGGAUAUAUUUUUUGAAUUGUGUGUGUUGCAUUCUAAUCUUAAAUCUAAAGGGUCUGUGUGCUGUGGUGUGUAUUUCUGUAGCUCGAAUGUUCUCCGUAGUUGAAGGCUUUAACAUGUCAGAGUCAGAGAGAGAGAGAGAGAGAGAGAGAGAGAGAGAGAGAGAGGGAGUGUGUGAGAGAGAUAGAG